Molecule: messenger RNA, 1848 nt
Organism: Fusarium pseudograminearum CS3096
Lineage: Eukaryota; Fungi; Ascomycota; Sordariomycetes; Hypocreales; Nectriaceae
Exons: 2
Coding region: 1-1848 (615 amino acids)
Molecular function (GO): protein binding
Source: RefSeq, a predicted model, not a curated record
AUGGCUAUUGCCCGCAUCCGGACAGCUGAUGAGCCACAAGAUGCAGCGUGGAAUAUAGAUGGGGCUAACUACAUAGGAUGGAGUAACAGGUUUUGGGAGGGUGAGGCCAAGGACGAAGAAUGCAGAGACUGUACCACGAUAGAUCGUACACCAGCUGAUCCCCAGAUUUUACUGUGGGAGUCACUGCCCUGCUGGCCAGAAGAUGAUGACCCGAACGACCCAGACUGGCUCCCUGGCGAAGAUUCGCAAACUGACAGUGAUCCUCUCGAAUAUGACUCAGGAUACGAGCAGUCAGAUGAUAAUGAGAGCGACUGCGAUAGAGUUGACCGCGACUCAGUCAAUGAGGAUCAUGAUGGUGUUAACGAGUUGUGUCCCAUGUCGCAACUUUGCGAUCAACCACGACCCGAACGUCUCCCGAACGGGACCUGGUACAACAACAAGAUAUUUUACACGGGAAAUCGUCAAGCUCCGAUCUUCGGAGACUUCCCUGGCGAAAACGCGCACAAGGUUCCGUCCGAGCACAUCGCCUCCCCUUCGUGCCAGAGCCUUCAGGGCAUUAACGGACACAGACUGAGCGUGGCGGAAAUGAAGAACUGUCGCAAUGUGCGUUUCUUGAUACCGAAACUUCAUAACUGGAAGCUUGGAGAUGACGAAAGACUCAUGGAAGAAGACAGUCUUUUCUGUCUUUCGGGCGAGUCGAAUGGUUCCAAUGUCAUAGAGGACAGAUAUUUCGUUCCUUGGAAAUCAUUUUAUCCGCCACGAAACGGAUUGCGAGAAUUGAGUUGCAGCUGGCAAAUGAUAAAUGAAGGCGCUGAUGGAUCAGAUGCUUUAUAUCCGCUCCCGGUCCAUUCUUACUGUCUCGAUAUAUACGCAAAGGCAUCAUACCAGAGAAUGGGCAAGGUUGAUCUGGAUGGACUCUGGCAUUGGCGAGAGAUAGAAACCCAACUUCACUCGGACCAGAAGUCUUUUCCAAACCGUGCAGAGAUAUCAAAGGCCCGCGAGCAUUGGGAUUUUCCAUGGCGUCAUUAUACCGGAGACGAAUGGCUUGCGGCGAAUCCGGUCGAGGUUCCAGGCAUGAACAAGAUUCUGAAGUCUUGCCUAGACGUGACAAUAUGUCAGAGAUCCACCCAACGCGAGGCAUCAAUUAUCCACCUCCUCCCAAAGGAAUUGUUAGAUCAGAUAUUCGACCUUCUCAGCCCUACAGACAUCAACUCGGUAGCAAAUACCUGCCACAAGAUGUAUCAACUCGCUCAGUCAAGAUUUAGAGAGAUCGUGCGCAAGGACAUGACCUGGCUAUGGGAGAUACUAGAGGGUAGCCAGUAUCCGGACUCGCCAGAUCGACCCGUAGCCUGGGAUCCUCUGUGUCCAUUGGGCAUCCCGCCGCCUAAUUUACCUGUUGGCCUUGAGAAGGAAGAAGCGGAGGAUGAGUUAUGGGCAGAAAUCAUUGCUGAAUAUCCAGAGAUGGAAGAAGUUGCCAAUGCAGUGAAGGUGACCAGUACAAAGCGCCGAGAUGAGAUAUUGGCGCCCUACGAGGAAAAGCUAGAGUCCCUGUCGCAAAUGUGGCAGGACUUCCGUGCGGGUGUGGAAACGUGGAUCCGUAGUUCACGGAACCAUACUGAUGAGGUUGAUUGGGGACGCACGUGGAGGAUCUUUAACCCCAAAACAACCUUGCUACCAGGUGUGCGGAACCGAGCAAGAAUUUGGGAAGACUGUCAACAGAUUAUGUGCCAUGUGGCAUCAGCACGCGAGAGUGGCCAAAUUGACAAGAUGUAUCCAGACCUGUUGGCCAAGUUGGCAGAUCCGUCUCACCCGGGUUGGAGCAUGGAUCCAGACGUCAAUGGAUGGUAG